GCAGGCUUUAUGACUGGAGACGUCAAUGUCGAUUGUUGGCUUAUCAAAUUUUCUUUCUGCCUUAUUACUACCUUAUCAUCAAGCCAAAUCUGCGCUACGUGGACUAAGAAGGCGUUUAUACUGGGGGACUUUAGAUCAGCAGUAAGUAAUUCGAUAUUGUGCCACUGCUUUGCUAUCUAGAUCUCUCGCCAAGCAACACCGUGGAGGUGGAAGGUCAUUCACUCGCACCACGGGACUUGCAUCUUGCACAUCCGUUUGCGCCAUCAUCUUCGUUCAAGGGUCCCAUGGCCACGAAUUACUCUCAUCGCCAUUCUGAAAUCACCUCUCGAGGUGUUUCGUCAGAAUAUUUUGCCGAUUAUGACGCAAGGAGGGCGUUUAGAUUAGAUCGAACUUCAAUUCCAGAAUUCCCUUUACCUCCUUGAAGUCCUUCUGCACUUCACGGUCUUGCAACACAUACACUCGACCAGAAACAGCGCCAGGCUCAAAUUUUACGACAAUAAGCAUGAGCCUCGAAAAGGUCUCCUCCAACAAGGCAUUCGGUGGUCAACUUGUUAAAUACAAAUUCAAGUCUGAGACUUUGGGAGGUUUGAAUGCAAACUUCAAUCUCUACCUUCCACCCAGCGCAACAACUAGCAAGGUUCCCAUCUUGACAUAUUUGUCCGGUUUGACAUGCACAGAGGACAAUGGAGCUCAGAAAGGUGGAUUCCUCGGUCCAGCGGCUCAGGAGGGCAUUGCUAUUCUCUUUCCUGAUACCUCUCCGCGAGGUGCUGGCAUCGAAGGUGAAGACGAUGAUUGGGACUUUGGUACAGGUGCCGGAUUCUACUUGAACGCUACAAAUCCCAAGUUUGCUAAGCACUACAACAUGUUUACACAUGUUACCGUCGAGCUCCCUGCAGUCCUCGCAGCUGCCGCCUUACCCAUCGACUUUACUCGCCAGUCUAUCUUUGGACAUUCCAUGGGAGGUCACGGUGCUUUGACUCUGUACCUCAACUCAUUGUAUCACGGUGCGAAGCAAUACCGUUCCGUCUCGGCAUUUGCACCUAUCUCGAACCCAAUCAAUUGUCCGUGGGGACAGAAGGCGUUCACUGGUUACUUGCAAGGCGGCAUUGAAGAGGCUAAGGAGAAGUAUGACGCCACUGAGCUCAUCAAGAAACUAAAAUCACCGGUGAACAUCUUGGUCGAUUAUGGUACCGCGGACAACUUCUAUAUUCAGGGUCAGCUUCUCCCAGAGAAUUUUUUGAAAGCUGCCAGAGAUGCUGGAUACGACGAGGUGCAAGUCCGUGUGAGAAGCCAGGAAGGCUAUGACCACAGUUACUACUUCGUGAGUUCUCAGUUGAUUAAUUCUAUAAAUUCCUCACUCGUGCUGCUUCAACAGAUUUCUACGUUCGGUGCCGAUCAUAUCCACUUCCACUCGAACUUUUUGAAGGCAUAAACGGGAAUGACGACGAGAUCGGACAACGAAAAUAUAGGAAAUCAUUGUAUACUGUACUCACUCCGAAUAUCAUUGCUGUAGCUAUAUCAUCCCGACAACCGAGGAACGGACCGGAGAGACAAGAGCGAAGUACGCUGAGAUAGAAUGCACAGGAUCCCAGCAGGGAGCAAGCGAUGUGUUACGACGUUAUCGAGUGUUCAUUCGUUUAUGAUAGGCAGCCGUGAGUUCGUUCAAGUCGCCUCUGAUCCACUUGCUAUCCAGCGCGUCGUACACAGUUGCUCUUGACUGGGGAUCCGGGGAGAGAAGCC
Somion occarium is the source of this 1740-nucleotide messenger RNA. The record is from the annotation of a GenBank genome assembly. Lineage: Eukaryota; Fungi; Basidiomycota; Agaricomycetes; Polyporales; Cerrenaceae.